This is a messenger RNA of Trichosurus vulpecula (common brushtail), 315 nucleotides long. RefSeq names its product cysteine-rich and transmembrane domain-containing protein 1-like. NCBI's taxonomy places the organism in Eukaryota, Metazoa, Chordata, Mammalia, Diprotodontia, Phalangeridae. The record is from RefSeq and is a predicted model, not a curated record. The coding region runs from base 1 to 315 and encodes 104 amino acids. Gene Ontology annotation, cellular component: extracellular exosome. The transcript has a single exon.
AUGAAUUAUGGAAAUCCUCCACCCUACUUAGACCCUGGCCCAACUGCCCCAUAUCCACCAUAUGUACAGCAACCAGGUGGUCCUCAAGCUUAUUGUCCUGCUGGGACUCAAGGCCCAUAUCCAACCCCUAAUACAGGGUAUCCAUACCAAGGCUAUCCACAAUAUGGAUGGCAGGACAGACCCCAUCCAGAACCUCCCAAAAUCACAGUGUAUGUGGUGGAAGACCAAAGACGGGAUGACACAGGCCAAGCCACCUACCUCACAGAUUGCUGGACUGCUUUCUGUUGCUGUUACCUUUGGGACAUGCUGACCUGA